Messenger RNA from Corylus avellana, 2274 nucleotides. The record is from RefSeq and is a predicted model, not a curated record. Lineage: Eukaryota; Viridiplantae; Streptophyta; Magnoliopsida; Fagales; Betulaceae.
CGCUCUCUCUCUCUCUCUUCCUCUCAUACGGACACCACUCUCUCCCUCUCAGACGCCCCUUCUCUCCCUCUCUGAGCAUUCCCAAUCUCUGGUUUGGGUCCUGCGGAAAUCAACGGCGUUUGGGUAGUUUCGGUCCGGCGGAACUCACCGGCGUUUGGGUGGUUUCGGUCAGGUGGAACUCACCUUUUUCUAGAGCCGACUGUGACGGCUUCAUCACUGUAAGGGCCCUUCGAAAUCAAGCUUCCUGGAAAUGCACAUUGAUGGCAGUAACACCAGAAAUGAACAUGAACAUCAAACUGUAAAGGAAUAUGACUAAUGGUUUUGACAUCUGUUGAUUGUCGGUUUUUUGAGGGGGCUGAUCACGAAAUGUCCACUUCUGAAGAAAAAAAAAUGUUUGCACGGAUUAAGGACAUAGAACAAGUAACGCGGGCUGAAAUUGCUAGUUUGGAAACGGAACUAACAAAAUACAAGGAGAAGGUGGAGAACCACUUUUUGGGAGCUGAAAUGGCUAGAUUGGAAAUGGAACUAACAAAAUACAAAGAGAAGGUGGAUUCAGAUAUGUUGAUGAUUUUACUAUAUCAUGGGGGUUCUCUGCUUGGACCACAUAUGGCCUAUAUUGGGGGGAAGGUCCACAACAUGGGAGAUGUUGAUCCGGACCAUUUGACCCUAAUUGAUAUUGUUAGUGCUCUUACAAAAUUGGGGUGUAAAGACACCAGUAACUUGUACUGCAAGCUUGAUGAGGAGGACAUUUGUAGGUUGAGCAAGGAUGCAGAUAUCAAAAAAAUGCUUGGAAAGAUCAUGAAGGAGCCAAAAAAUGUGUUGCAUGUUUAUGCGGAACAUGGGGUGGAUGAACAAUAUAAACUCACCAAGGAAUAUGUAGAGGCAAUAUUGAAAUGGAAUCCUGGUAGCUCUGCAUUUCUGAAGAAGGAGGGAAGUUUCUUUCAACGCAUGUAUGUAUGUUUGGAUGCUUGUAAGAAGGGGCUCCUAGCUGGAUGUAGGCCCAUCAUCUCUGUGGGUGCAUGCUUUUUAAAGGGGGCUUGCGGAGACAUUUGAUUCAUUGAUGCCGGGUGUUGAGCAUAGAUUCUGUGUGAGAUACUUGCAUGCGAAUUUCAAGGGUCAAGGAUACAAGAGUAAAGCGUUCAAGGAUGCAUUGUGGGCUGCAGCUCAAGCAACAGAUGCGCCGCAAUUUCAGCACCACAUGGGUGUGAUAAAGUCCAUGAACAGCAAGGCAUUUGAUUAUUUGGAUAAAAUCGACCCAAGGAUGUGGUCAAGACAUGCAUUUAGCACCAAUAGCAAAAGUAACAUGUUGUUGAACAACCUUCCCAUGCCAUUUAAUGCAUGGGUGAAGGAAGCAAGGGAAAAGCCCAUACUAACUAUGAUGGAGACCAUAAGGAGACACUUGAUGACGCGCUUUCAAGCAAAGAGAGAUGGAGCUCGAAUGGCCAACUUUGUCAUUUGUCCUAAAAUUGUGAAAAAAUUGGAGAGAUCAAAAGCAGAUGCCAGAAAUCAUAUAGCUCCAUGCAGGAACAAACUCGAGUUUGAAAUUGACCAUAGCCACGAUCGAAUAAUUUUAUUCAACUUUGGUACAUGUUAUUGUGGUAGAUGGCAUCCAAGAAGGAUAGUCAACUUGAGCACAAGGACAUGUAGUUGUGGUAGUUGGCAAUUGAAUGGGAUUCCAUGUGCUCAUGCUUGUUGUGCUAUCUAUGCAAACAAGGAGUUGCCCGAAGAUUAUGUGCACGAGUGGUACCAAAUGGAGACUUAUAUUAAGGCAUAUUCCCCUGAAAUUCAUGCAAUGCCUGGACCUCAAGAGUGUCCCAACUUGAGAAACAAUACUAUCCUUUCUCCUCUACUAACGAAUCAGCAUGAUAGGCCUAGAAAGUUAAGAAGAAGAGCACCAGAAGAAAAUGAGCCUAACCCUAACAAGGAUAGUGUUGACAGAAAGGCCACAAUGCUAGACGAUGCUCACAAUCAGAAAAUCCAAAUAAGAAGUGGCCAAUCACAAUCAGAUGUUGGUUAAACCAAGCUUAUGUUUUUAAUGUGUUUUUGUUUUAUGUGAUGUUUUUAUGUUUCUUUAGAGAUUCUCGUAUUGUGCAUUUAAUGUGUUUCUUGUUAUUAUGAUGGUGCAAAAUGGAUGCUUAGUGCCAGCAUCAAUAUCAUCACUAAUCUAGUUGUAUGUGGAUAUGGUUUUUGUAAUGCACAGUAACUGAUAGCUAAUCUUCUAUUUGGUGUGUGUAUUGGACUUUGAGUUAGAUGUACAGAUAUGGCUUGGACUUU